UGGAGUGAGCGGUUAAGCAGCACCGGAGUCCUGGAGCAGCUCUCACAGCCGCUGUCUGUAUGUCCACUAAAGGAAGAGCCUCUAAACAUCGCAAAAGCGUCUCGUUCUCGGAGGAUGAGGAUGAGCAGUGCUGGAAAGAGGAGAACGGCGGCGUGGACGCACAUCACAUGAAAUCCGUCAAAACAGUGACAGAUUCAUCGGGAUAUUACAGCUACAACAUGAAAGUCUCGGAUAAUUUCCCCCAUCGCAGGAUGACUCUACCGCGAGAAAAGGGUCGUCGUCAGGCAGUCCGCGGACCUGCGUUCAUGUUCAACGCCCGUGGCAGCAGCCUUACGGCGGAAGAAGAACGCUUCCUGGAUGCAGCAGAAUAUGGCAACAUCCCGGUGGUCCGUAAGAUGCUGGAAGAGUCCUCCACACUCAACGUGAACAGUGUUGACUACAUGGGACAGAACGGACUACAGUUGGCCGUUGGCAACGAGCACCUGGAGGUCACUGAGCUGCUCCUGCGGCGAGACAACCUGGCCCGUGUUGGGGAUGCGCUCCUACUGGCUAUUUCCAAAGGUUACGUGCGUAUUGUAGAAGCCCUGCUGGGUCACCCAUCCUUUGCGGGUGGCGAGCGACUGACUCGUAGCCCCUGUGAGUUGCAGGACGACGACUUCUAUUCGUACGACGAGGACGGUACACGGUUCUCACCUGAUAUCACACCAAUCAUCUUGGCUGCCCACUGCCAGAAGUACGAGGUGGUGCACAUGUUGCUCAUGAAGGGAGCUAGGAUCGAACGGCCGCAUGACUAUUUCUGCAAAUGCGCAGAUUGCACGGAGAAGCAAAGAAAGGACUCAUUUAGCCACUCGCGGUCCAGGAUAAAUGCGUACCGUGGUCUGGCUAGCCCCGCAUACCUCUCACUCUCUAGUGAAGACCCUGUACUGACCGCUCUUGAGCUAAGCAAUGAGCUCGCUAAGCUGGCCAACAUUGAGAAGGAGUUUAAGGAAAAAAAGAACCGUAAUAAAGAGACAUCGCAGCACAAUGGCUUCUUUCUGAAUGACUACAGGAAGUUGUCUAUGCAGUGUAAGGACUUUGUGGUUGGAGUUCUGGAUCUGUGCAGGGACACUGAGGAGGUGGAGGCCAUUCUGAAUGGAGAUAUCUCAGCAGAGCUCGAGGAAGGGCAGCAUCAUCGCUCCCUGCUCAGCAGAGUAAAACUGGCCAUUAAAUAUGAGGUUAAGAAGUUUGUGGCUCAUCCAAACUGUCAGCAACAGUUGUUGACGAUCUGGUAUGAGAAUCUGUCUGGUCUUCGGGAACAAACCACUGCUGUGAAGUGUCUGGUAGUUCUGGUUGUGGCGCUGGGACUCCCCCUGCUUGCUGUGGGGUAUUGGUUUGCUCCAUGCAGUAAGCUUGGUAAAGUACUGCGGAGUCCUUUUAUGAAGUUUGUUGCCCAUGCGGCUUCGUUCAUCAUCUUCCUGUGUCUGCUGGUGUUCAACGCGUCCGACAGGUUUGAAGGCAUCACUACUCUUCCAAACGUGACCGUAACUGACUAUCCACUUCAGAUCUUUAGAGUCAAGACCACACGCUUCACAUGGACAGAAAUACUGAUCAUGGUCUGGGUCGCAGGAAUGAUGUGGUCAGAGUGUAAAGAGCUCUGGACAGAGGGCCCGAGGGAAUACAUCAUGCAGCUGUGGAACGUCCUGGAUUUCGGGAUGCUGUCUAUCUUCAUCGCUGCAUUCACCGCUCGGUUCUUCGCCUUCAUGCAGGCCAUGAAAGCCCAGGAGUAUGUGGACGAGAAGAUCCAUGCACCGGAUCUUUCAAUGGUCACAUUGCCACCAGACAUUGAAUAUUUUACAUACGCACGAGAUAAGUGGCUUCCAUCAGAUCCUCAGCUAAUAUCAGAGGGUCUGUACGCCAUCGCCGUGGUCCUGAGCUUCUCUCGAAUCGCCUACAUCCUACCGGCCAAUGAGAGCUUCGGUCCGCUCCAGAUCUCUCUGGGCCGCACUGUGAAGGACAUCUUCAAGUUCAUGGUCCUCUUCAUCAUGGUAUUCCUCGCAUUCAUGAUCGGCAUGUUCAUCCUCUACUCCUACUACCUGGGGGCAAAGGUUAAUCCCGCCUUCACCACGGUUGAGGAGAGCUUUAAAACUCUGUUUUGGUCCAUAUUUGGGUUGUCUGAAGUGUCCUCUGUGGUUUUGAAAUAUGAUCAUAAAUUUAUUGAGAACAUUGGCUACGUGCUGUACGGAAUAUACAACGUUACUAUGGUGGUGGUUCUGCUCAACAUGUUGAUCGCCAUGAUAAACAGCUCUUACCAGGAAAUAGAGGAUGAUGCGGAUGUGGAGUGGAAGUUUGCCCGGUCUAAACUCUGGCUCUCAUAUUUUGACAAUGGCAAGACUCUCCCCCCUCCCUUCAGCAUUGUCCCCACCCCAAAGUCCUUCUAUCAGUGCAUCAAGAAACUGGUCAACCUGCUCCGGUGUCGCCGGCGGCGCCUGAAGAAAGACGUGGAGCUGGGUAUGGACAACUCCAAAUCCAGGCUGAACCUCUUCACCCAGACCAGUAUGAGGAUCCCAGAAUCUCACAGCUUCAACAGCAUCCUAAAUCAACCAACACGCUAUCAGCAAAUUAUGAAACGUCUCAUCAAACGCUACGUCCUGAAAGCACAAGUGGACAAGGAGAAUGAUGAAGUGAAUGAAGGUGAGCUGAAGGAGAUAAAGCAGGAUAUAUCCAGUCUGCGAUAUGAACUCCUGGAAGAAAAAUCCCAAGCCACAGAAGAGCUCUCUCUCCUGAUACAGAAACUCAGUGAUAAACUCAACCCACGGCCUGUCUUUACACACUGAUUCCAGCCUUCUCCAUGCUAAUUAAUGGUGAUGUGUGCUAUUUUUACACGUUAAAACACUUCCUCCUAUUCCAUUUAAAUGCGCCGAGACUAUAAUUUUGCAAGUAAGCCAUUCGCAUAAUGACUUCCAGAAAAGUAUAAACACUGUGGCUGUGUAGCGAUUUCUAAACAUUGUUCUGUUUGUUUGAAUGUGUCGACAUGUCAUCCUCUGGCUCAACCAGUGCUGUGAGUUUGUGGUGGGACUAGAGCGUCGCUGGCUUCACCCACAUCCUGGAUCAUCAAUUCUUUAUUGACAAUGAAAUGCUUGUCAUCAUAGUCUCAUCAUUACACAGAACUGACUUGCCAACGUUGAGUUGUAGUGGAACUGAACUGGAUUCUUGCUGCUUACAUUUUUAAUGUGAAAAUUAGCAAAGCUACAUAAUGGAAAAUAAAAUGUUUUCGUAAUUAGUUAAUACAGUCAUUCUAAGCCACUAACAUACAACUAGUCCAUUCAGUUAUUAAACACAUGACAGCACAUUUAUUGUUUAAGAAUCAAGACAUUCUAGAUGUAGUUAAACCUUAUUUUAAGUAAAUAUAUUCCUAUGUAUGUAUUUAUUUAUAAAUAUAUAAAUAUAUCCAUUAUAUAAAUCUAAUAUAUUUGUUUAUUUGUUGAGCUAUGUGUUCUAUUAAUUUUUUCUUAUUUUUUAAUUUAUGAACAGGUUUUGUUUAUUGCAAAUAACGGUAUAAGUGCUCAGUGUGUUUUCUAUCCAAUAGGAGUAAUUCAGUGAGCAUAAUGUACAGUAUCUCUCGUCUGAUCACCAAAAAAAAAAAAAAAAAAAAAGAAAGAAAACCUAGGCAGGGAUUUCCUUCCUGUGCAUCCUUUCUAUAUCCAUUCCUGACAGAUCCUUUGCCAUUCCUUGCCAACCUCUUUUAAUGUACAAAACAUCUCAGAGCUUCUAGCACAAAUCUAUGCACUUUUAAUAUCUAUUCAUAUGUCCGUGUUGUCUUGAACUUCAACUUUUUUUUCUAGAGUCAAUUGGCCAUGUUUAUGGUCUUUAUUUGAUUAACAUGCAUAAUUUGUGAACUGAAUAUUAGUUAACAGGGUUUGUUCACCCCAAAAUUAAAAUUAUGUCAUCAUUUACUUACGCUCUUGUCAUUCCAUAACUGAUUUUUAUUUAUUUUUUCCAUGGAAAUUAAAAGGAGGCUGUCUGACCUGCUUUUGUACAUACAGUAAAAGUAUGUUCAGUCAAGUGAUUUAUUCUGUCAAGCUCAAAAACAACAACAACAAUAAAAUCACCAUAAAAAUAGCCCAGACAAUCCACUAUGACAGAACUGUAAUCUUUGAGCAAACUACUGCUUUAAAGGGAUAGUUCACCCAAAAAUGCUAAUUCUCUCAUCACCCUCACACCAUCCUAGAUGUGUAUGACUUUCUUUCUUCUGCAGAACACAAAUUAAGAUUUUUAUAAGAAUAUCUCAGCUCAGUAGGUCCAUACAAUGCAAGCGAAUGGUGACCAGAAUUCAGAAGGUCCAAAAAUGACAUAAAGUAAUCCAUACAACUCAAGUGGUUAAAUCCAUAUCUUCAGAAGUGAUUUGAUAGGUGUAGGUGAGAAACUGAUCAAUAUUUUCCUGUAAGUCCUUUUUACUUUCAAUCUCCACCUUUGACCAGCCCCAACCAGUAGGUGGCUAAAUGUGAAAGUGAAAGUGUAGAUUUACAGUUAAAAAAGGACUUAAAUACUGACCUGAUUCUCACCCACACUUAUCAUAUCACUUCAGAAGAAAUUGAUUUAACCACUGGAGUCUUAUACUUUUAUGCCCCCUUUUGGACCUUCAAAGAUCUGGUCAUCAUUCACUUGCAUUGAAUGGACCUACAGAGCUGAAAUAUUAUUUUAAAAAAUCUUUGUGUUUUGCAGAAAAAAGAAAGUCAUACACAUCUGGGAUGGCAUGAGGGUGAUUAAAUGAUGAGAGAAUUUUCAUUUUUGAGUGAACAUUACCUUUAAGAUGUGUGUUGGUUAAUUUAAUUAGCAACUAUUCCUUUGAGAUGUUUUUAGUUUGUUUUGUGCUGUUAAUUCACUGGUGUCCCAUUGAACGCGAUAUUAGCUCAUACAGAUCAUAACAUUUUAUACUCUUUAAACGCCAAUAACAAACUCAAUGAGUGCUGCUGAACUGCCUAAACAUGAACGCUGAGAAAAAAAGCCAUUCGUUGGUCAGUCGGAAGAAUUUUUUUGUGGACAUAUGUGUUUAAUUUUGGUCCAUAGAGGGCGCUAUUUGAUUUUGUAAAAUGCAACUGCAUUCUCUUAAAUUCUUCUUGGCAAAUUAUAUAUGCGUAUGAAAAUCGACAGAUGGUAUAUUUAAUUAGAGACACUGUAUAUCUGCAACAGUAGGCCAGUCUAUAUGUAGUGUCACAGAUUGCUCUGGCAGGGCUCAUCAAACAAAAAAUGUGUGUGUUAAAAUGUGCAAUUCUGAUGUCUUUGUGAACUUUUGUUUUUGCUUGUGUUUUAUUUUGAUUUCAUUAGAUGUUUAAGCUAUGCAUUGUUCAUAUAAUUACCAAUUAAAUGAUUUUAGAGAUAAGCCUUAGAAUAUUGCUGUAGUUGAGACUGUUAAGUUAAAAUUUUUAAUCUGUUUUAUAUAUAAAAAUCUAUUUCAAAAACAGCUGUCGAAAUUAAUUUCUCAUGAGCACAUAACAAUAAGGUCACCAUGUUCAGUGCUGAAACAUCCCAACUUAUUACAUAAAGGCCAAACAAAUGUUCUGAUUUGAAAAAUGAAUAAAGGGGAAGGGCACUCACCCUUGACCAAAGCGAUUCUGAUCCAUCAUCCAGACUAGCCAAUACAUACAGGAAGAGUAAAUACAUGCACUGUUUGCUAAAGUGUUGCUUCCUUUAAAACAAGUAUGGUUAUGCAUUACAGAUUUACAUCUGUGCUGUUUUGUGUAUUUCAUUGUCAUGAUCCUAGACAACAAGAACCUUUGGGCCAAAUGUGGAAUUUAGCCCUCAAAAUCAUAUCACUAUGCCACUGUGAAUAAGUUUCUCUCAUAGCACUUGUGAACCUGCCUUGAGAAGUCUUGAAAUAAAACGUAUG
Myxocyprinus asiaticus (Chinese sucker) is the source of this 5866-nucleotide messenger RNA. RefSeq names its product transient receptor potential cation channel, subfamily C, member 3 (gene trpc3). NCBI's taxonomy places the organism in Eukaryota, Metazoa, Chordata, Actinopteri, Cypriniformes, Catostomidae. Gene Ontology annotation, biological process: manganese ion transport; calcium ion transmembrane transport; regulation of cytosolic calcium ion concentration. The transcript is spliced from 13 exons. The record is from RefSeq and is a predicted model, not a curated record. Bases 60 to 2813 code for a protein of 917 amino acids. Gene Ontology annotation, molecular function: inositol 1,4,5 trisphosphate binding; protein binding; store-operated calcium channel activity. Gene Ontology annotation, cellular component: membrane; cation channel complex.